AUGGCCGACCACACCCAGGUCUCGACGCAGUCGCAAGGCCUCUUUUCACGACGCCCCUCGUUCUUCGGCGGCGGUAAGAGCAAGACACACCGCCAGACGCCCUCGAUUGUCCUCCAGCGCACCGCCACAAACCGUCCCCCCACCCUGACCCUGCCGCCUACACCCCAAUUCAACCCCAUCCAAUACGACGCGCCUGCGCCUGCCGAAUUGCCCGCCGCCGACGUGCCCGCCAAAACACCCGCUACGCCACACACACACCAACACCACCAUCACCGUGACCGCAUACACGCGAGUCGCCAUAGCAUUGCCUCAUCCGUCACCGAUCUCGGCUCGCAGCUGCGGAGGUCGCGUUCCGCCUCGCUUCGCACAAACACAUCGGAUAGCACCGCCAAGACAUCGUCCUCUCACAAGAGGACCCCCUCGGCCACACUGGCGCUGACAUACUCGCCCGAAAAGGCGCCCGUGCCUCAUGGCGCCUCGUCGCAUCCCUCACGCCCAGCCCUCUCCAUCUCCACCUUUGCCCGCAACAAGCAAAAGAGCAGCGAGAACGUCAAGUCCGACACCGCCCACGUCUACGAGAAGAGUCCCCUCAGCGCCGUCGACAAGCCCAAGACUCCCUUUGGAAUGGCCGUCCCAAUGCCGCUCCGGCACCCUCCCUCGCAAAAGGAAAUCCUCCAAGCAAACCAGCAGUCCAACCGCACCCUCGCCCCCGCCGCUCCCAUACCUGUCCCCAAUGGCUCCAGCCCAAACAUCAUCUUCCAGCACAUCCACGAGCUCGCGUCCAAGCGGAUAUCGACACUGGAUUACCUGAGAAAAGCUCACGAAGGCCGCAUAUACUGGUUUAACACGCUCCUCUUCUCCAAACAAGACCUCACGCGCCUCCCCUCCUUCACCACGCGCAACCAAGCCCGCCGCGCAACCCACUACCUCCUCCUCGGCUUCUCCCUCCCCACCAUCCUCGACCUAAACGCAAACUCGCCCUCGGACUAUCUCAAAGCCCUAAACGCCCUCUUGCUAGAAUUCGAACAAUACCAGUCCAUCCACCCGGCCGAUGGCUCAACCCCGUCUUCACUAUCUCGCGCCCGCCUCCCCCAAAUGUUCAAGCGCGCAAACAUGGGCAUGGGUAUGGGCAUGGGCAGUAAAGGCCGCAGGUCCAGUUCCGCAACCGGCGACUUUCCUCCUCUGACUCAAACGAAUAGUUUCACGGGCAGUGAGACUGGCGGUGUGGAUUCUCCCCCUACAGACGACUUAUUGCCCAAUGAGAGUUAUACACAUCUUCAAACCCCGUCGUUACCUUUCGACCCCGAUUUCUUCAGCACGUUUGCGACUCUCUGCGACGUGUUGAUUGAUUGCUACACUAGGAUCCUUUCUAUGCUGAGUUCGCCCGAGAGUGUGGCGAGUGCCGGUGGUGGUGUACCCAGUGUCGUCGGCGAUUUGUUUAACAAGGCGGAUGCGAGGGUGAGGAAGAUUAUCCUCGCUGGUGUCGUCAGGGAGUUCGAGGAUAGUUGUCGGGCGGGGCUUAAGAGUGAGGUUGGUGGUGUGGGGAAAGUGGUGUUGGGCGGCUUGAUGUGA
Molecule: messenger RNA, 1572 nt
Organism: Pyrenophora tritici-repentis Pt-1C-BFP
Lineage: Eukaryota; Fungi; Ascomycota; Dothideomycetes; Pleosporales; Pleosporaceae
Product: Atrophin-1 multi-domain protein
Source: RefSeq, a predicted model, not a curated record